GUUGUCCAAGUGGCGCGAAUAAACAAGGAGGUUCUCGUGUACAGAGAGGUUGCUGUCUCCUGUGAUCUGUAUCAACUUGGUCCAUUUUAUUCCUUCAAACUGUGGGUCAAAUUGUUAAAAUAGAGUCUGAGCUAUACUUUAACUUAGUAUUUUAUUUGUUGGCAUCUUAAAGGAAAAUGUCGGACCCUUUGUCUGAUGAGGGGAGCGAUAUCCACCAAGAUGACAGCCAGGAAGAUGUUAUGACUCCGGUGGAGCUGAUCUCUAAACUGGAAGAAGCUUGGUUGAACGAGAAGUUUUCCCCGGAGUUGCUGGAGAACAAGUCAGAGGUGGUGGAGUGUGUGAUGGAGCAGCUCACACACAUGGAAGCCAACCUGCAGCGUGUGAAGAAAGGUGACGCCAAGGCCGGCAUGCAUCGCAUGGAAAUCGACCGGAUACGCUUCAUGCUCAGCAGCUACCUGCGCUCUCGUCUGCAGAAGAUUGAAAAGUUUUUCCCACAUGUCCUGGAACGGGAAAAGUCCAGAGGGGAGGCCGAUCCAUCGCUGCUUUCACCUGAGGAGUUUGCCUUUGCCAAAGAAUACUACGCCAACACAGAAUCCUACCUGAAGGCUGUAGCGUUGAAGCGUAUGCCCCCCAACCUGCAGACAGUGGACAUGCUCAAAGCAGUGCCUGAGCCCUGCCUGGACUCCUUUGUGUUCCUGCGGGUGAAAGAGAGACAGGAGAACAUCCUAGUGGAGCCGGAAACAGAUGAUCAGAGAGAGUAUGUUGUGGAUCUGGAUGAGGGCUCUCAGCAUCUGAUGCGGUAUCGAACUAUAGCACCACUUGUCUCAAGUGGAGCAGUGCAGUUAAUUUAAACGUGGAGGUUUGCCGGGUGAUGUAGAUGUCUCUUUUAGCUCCGAGAGGUCAUACAAGAACAGUGACCUAUUUUUUGUAACAUUUCCGUAAUGAGGAGGAUCAACAGCAAAGAAUACAUCUGGAACUGUCUUAUUGUUUGCAUCCCUUGUCAGAACUAAAGGACUUGUUUGUGAGACACAAACGCAGACAUUUGCGGCACCGUGUCUGCAAGUCAUUGCUGAAUCAACCCCGUGCACCAGACCAGCUCGUGCAGUGCUCGAGUGUUAUUUUUGGACCUUUUUAAUGAUCAACACAAGUUUGGUUACAUAAUAAUGUUUUCUGGUGUGAUGGUCUCUGGUGACUGGUAAAUACCCAUCUAAGUAAUCUGGUAAUUUAUGGUUGGUUCCGUUACUUGAUCCAGAUGACUCACAUUGUUGGACUUUUUCCUCUGCAGCUCUAUAACGGGAUACAUCAAGUAACCUGAGGGUGAAAUUUCAUCAGCUGAGUUGGCAUCAUGGGUUUGCCAAAGUGUACAUUAAUGUGUGUAUGUGUUGUUUAUGUUGCUCACCAUGUUCAUAUGAGAUAAAAGCUUGUAUAAAUAUGCAUUUCUGUAACUAUAAAUAGUAAAAAAAAAAAAGACAGCUUUA
Notolabrus celidotus (New Zealand spotty) is the source of this 1478-nucleotide messenger RNA. It is a transcript of the gene gins4, whose product is annotated as GINS complex subunit 4 (Sld5 homolog). The coding region runs from base 177 to 851 and encodes 224 amino acids. Gene Ontology annotation, biological process: double-strand break repair via break-induced replication; DNA-templated DNA replication. The record is from RefSeq and is a predicted model, not a curated record. Lineage: Eukaryota; Metazoa; Chordata; Actinopteri; Labriformes; Labridae. The transcript is spliced from 8 exons. Gene Ontology annotation, cellular component: GINS complex.